GGUAGCGCAAUUAGUCGGACGACCAGUAGUUGAUUGCACGUGACGAAGACGUAACAAUGGGUUUCGUCGACGUUAUUAUUCUCCUGCUAAUUGGCAGUGCAUUAGCCUGCGAGGUUCCAAAAAAUCCUGCCCCUCCAUCUCGUAUCAGACAGGUAUCAAAAAACGCAGUGAUUGAUAUCGAAGGAAGAACCGGUGGUGCGGUAAUUCUGAAUGCCACAAAAAAUGACGGAUCUCAAAUGAGAAUUGAGCUGCAAUUCUCCGGUUCGUCGCGGACAUCUCCCCCAAGGGUGACAAGCUGUGGUCAAUUCUCCACGUGUAUCGCGAAUGAAAAUGGAAUCCACACGAAUAUCGAAGUGGUUCCUACCCGGGAAUUCGUGGUGGUGACACGAACAUCGUCGGCACCAUCUAGUCGAUUCACCGAUUGCUUCUCAUUGCGAGAUGAUACGCAGUGGGUGGGUGGUCCCCAGCACCGGUACCAGCACUGGCCAAUCCAGCACAUGUACUUCGAGGAAGAGCCUUAUGUUCCAUCACACCCCACCAACAUGGCCAUCACCGAGAGGUAUUGGCUGUCCAGCAGAGGCUUCUACAUCCACGUCUCUCCGAACGUCCACCUCUUCCUCGACCAGAACAACAUCAAGGACAAGUACUUGUGCUUGGUUGUCAAGAACAAGGCGCCAUACUCCCCAGAGACCAACACAACAACUUCCUACGAGUUCGGAUUCUUCAGCAACUCACGUCAGGCUCACGAGUCGGUCAUCAAUCGUCAUUUUGGAAAACCAUCUGGACAGCCCGAUGCCCGCAUGAUUCAACACCCCAUCUACUCGACGUGGGCGAGAUACAAGGCCAAUAUUACGGAGAAGAUCAUCAAUGACUUUGCGGAUUCAAUUAUCGCCAAUAAAUUUAACAACAGUCAACUGGAGAUUGACGACAAUUGGGAGACUUGCUAUGGAUCUGCUACAUUUGAUACCAAGAAAUUCCCCAAUAUCACUCGACUCACUAGUACUCUCAGGACGAAGGGAUUCAGAAAUACUCUCUGGAUUCAUCCUUUCAUCAACAUCGGGUGUGAGCCUGCGUAUUCAUACGCUAAGAACAACAGCUAUUUCGUGAAAAAUAGAGACGGAAGUACCUUCACUACUUGGUGGCAAGGCAAUAACGGAGCCGGAGUGAUAGAUUUUACAAAUCCAAAAGCUGUCACCUGGUGGGUGGGUAGAUUAAAAGCCCUGGAAAAAUUGGGAAUUGGUUCCUUCAAGUUCGAUGCUGGUGAGCCGUCCUGGCUCCCACAGGUGUCAGUGCUGACAGGUGCAGCUGGAUUGAAACCAGGAAUUUUCACGAAGGACUACGUCAAUGCUCUUGCUAAUAAUUUUAACAGCAUGAUCGAGGCUCGUGUCGGCUGGGACUCCCAGGACCUCCCGAUCUUCAUCAGGAUGAUCGACAAGGACUCAACAUUCACUUGGAAUAAUGGACUACCAACGCUUAUCACAACUCUCCUGCAGAUGAAUUUGGCGGGAUAUGUUUGGGUUCUUCCAGAUAUGAUCGGUGGGAAUGGGUAUUUGGAUGGCUCGUUGAAUGGCACCGUCCUGCCUACGAAGGAGCUCUUCAUCAGGUGGCUACAGUGCAAUGUCUUCAUGCCCUCUCUGCAGUACUCAUUCGUCCCUUGGGAUUACGAUAAUGAGACCAUCGCCAUCAGCAGGAAAUUUACUGAUCUUCAUGCCGAGAUAACACCGACUAUUCUUCGACUUAUGAAUCAGACAGUGAGAACUGGUGCCCCACUGAAUCCUCCGAUCUGGUGGAUCGAUCCCGCUGAUCAGGAGGCUCACAAAGUCAAUGAUGAGUUCCUUCUGGGAGAGGAGAUCCUUGUGGCUCCAGUGAUUGAGGAGAACGUAAACACUCGCGAUAUUUAUCUCCCCAGAGGAACCUGGAAGGAUGCAAAUACCAACUCCAAUUAUGUGGGACCAAUCUGGAUACGAAAUUAUCCAGCACCCCUGAAUGUCCUCCCGUGGUUCAGAAAAAUUGCAUAAUUUUCUAACGAUUUUAUGGGAUAACCAAUGUUUUAUAGAUACCAGAGAAAAUAUUAUCAAUUGAAAAAUCAUAAAAAUAUUGCAAUAAAUAUCUCAGCUUAUCUCUCAGAUAAGCGUACAGAUAAGCAGUGGCAAAUAA
Molecule: messenger RNA, 2157 nt
Organism: Fopius arisanus
Lineage: Eukaryota; Metazoa; Arthropoda; Insecta; Hymenoptera; Braconidae
Gene: tobi
Product: target of brain insulin
Exons: 6
Coding region: 57-2018 (653 amino acids)
Biological process (GO): carbohydrate metabolic process
Molecular function (GO): hydrolase activity, hydrolyzing O-glycosyl compounds
Source: RefSeq, a predicted model, not a curated record